GAACAUCUGAGUGGAUUAAUCGCUCCGAGGACUUUAAAAGGGGAAAAUGGGACAGAGACAGGGAGAGGGAUACCACAAGCUCAUCACACAGCAUCAGAAACACACUUUGAGACUCCAACAAAAGUAACUCAUCAAAAUGGCAGACGUAGCCGUUCCCGUCGACAAGAAGUCAGCGCCCAAAUUCAAGCAGAGGGCCAUGCGCACCUUCAAGAGCAAGGCACCCAAACCCGGCCAGAAGGGAUUUGGAGACGACAUCCCCGGCAUGGAGGGUCUUGGUACAGACAUCACAGUGGUUUGCCCAUGGGAAGCCUUCGGGGACAUGGAGCUCAGCGACUUGGCGAAAUAUGGAAUUGUUUAGCCCUCUUCCCUCUGCCCUUACCCGUAUUAUCACAGUCGUCCCUCUUGUAUUUCAACUAUUGACUUAGCUGCUGAAAACCUCGUACUUGUGUGCUCUAGAGAGGAGGCAGCUAUUUGAUUAUUCAAAGGUUUGACCUGGAAAAAAUAAAUCCAGCACUCUCUCUUGUCUCAUGCACUUUAUCUGCUCCUGCAUUUCCACCAUUUCUCCAGCGUCCUCGUAAAAAUGAAAUCCAAUGCAGUACAUUUUGUAGUAUGAAAGAGGAUUUGCUAUCUGCUAUUGUGGUAUCCCAGUAACGUUUUGCUCUCCUCUUCUUCCACCUUUAUUAGCUAAAUACAUCUUUAAUAUCAUGAGAAAGUCUAUAAUUCACUUCCUUCUUCAGUAAAACAAAGAUCUAUGUAUGUUGUCAGUAGAGAGGAACAAUUCCUUAAACAA
This is a messenger RNA of Cottoperca gobio, 790 nucleotides long. RefSeq names its product retinal cone rhodopsin-sensitive cGMP 3',5'-cyclic phosphodiesterase subunit gamma-like. NCBI's taxonomy places the organism in Eukaryota, Metazoa, Chordata, Actinopteri, Perciformes, Bovichtidae. The record is from RefSeq and is a predicted model, not a curated record. Gene Ontology annotation, biological process: visual perception; positive regulation of epidermal growth factor receptor signaling pathway; positive regulation of G protein-coupled receptor signaling pathway. Bases 137 to 358 code for a protein of 73 amino acids. Gene Ontology annotation, molecular function: cGMP binding; 3',5'-cyclic-nucleotide phosphodiesterase activity. The transcript has 3 exons. Gene Ontology annotation, cellular component: photoreceptor outer segment membrane.